This is a messenger RNA of Drosophila serrata, 1459 nucleotides long. RefSeq lists its product as uncharacterized. NCBI's taxonomy places the organism in Eukaryota, Metazoa, Arthropoda, Insecta, Diptera, Drosophilidae. The record is from RefSeq and is a predicted model, not a curated record.
AUAGCAAAAAAGAAAACAUAUUUACGUUACAAUAAUUUACAAAUACUUAUUAAUUUUACCCAUGGAAGCACUUAACGAUGACUGUGUGUGUUACAUACUCGAGUUCCUGCCCCUCGUGGAACAGAUAAAGAUGGCCCGGCUAGCGCCGAGGUUCCAGGAGCUGCUCUGCCUGAUUGUGUGGCGAAAACCCCGGUACCGGAAGGUGUCCGUAUCCGAUUCCAUGCUGGAGCCCCUGAGCAAGGAGGAUUACGUCUUCUUCUUUGAGCUAACCAGUGCGGCAAUGGAGGAGCUGUACAUUUGGAACGUGCACAAGAAGGCCUUCGACACGUACCUGGGUCGCCACCUCAUGAGACCGGAACUGGCCUUCUACCUGCGCCGGGACUACAGCAACCUGCGGGAGCUGUGCAUCGCGGACGAGAGUAUGAACAACAGUAUGAUAAACACGAUUGCCAAGAGCUGCAGCCAGCUGCGCAGCUUGAGCGUUUCCAGUGCCUAUAUCACCGGAAAGCACAUCGUGAGUCUGACCAAACUGGAGUCGUUGGUGGCUCCUGAAUGCUCCGUAGAGCUAUCCUACCUGGCCGAGCUGCUGGAACGCCUGCCGCUCAAGCACCUGGAUCUUACCUGCAACCGGCAUCCCGUUGAGGCGACCAUUCUGCAGGCGGAAGGCAGUAAACGCUUGGAGCGCCUGGGACUAUCCGAUGCCCAGGAUUAUGGAUUUCCGCUGGCCGAUAGCUUGCCCCAGCUGACAACGCUGGUGGUCAGCUAUCACAAGGUGAGCCCAAAGGAUCAACUGGACAUGCUAGAGACGACACGCAAGCGGGUGGAAGGAUAUGCAGGCAAGUUCCCUAAGCGUCUGCAAUCGAUCCUCUGCAAUGUGGUGGACGUUGAGGUGGCCCUCGAGCAGAUCGCCGGCCUUGAGAAGCGCCAGCCAAGGGAGUCGCCAAAGUUCAGUGAGCUGCUUAAGAUUAUGUAUUUCUUGUCGAACGCGCAGAGCGCUGAUAAGAGCUCACCUUGAGAUUAUGCUCCUAGUUUGCCCCCUUGACAUGUACAUAAAUAGCUAUUGUUGUCACCCAACUGACAACCAGUGGAAGUGAUAUAUUUAUCUGCUAGCUAGUAGCUUCUCCCUAGGGUAAUUAUGUGCGGUCGCAGAUAGCGUUGUUUGGACUGGUAUCUCUUGUUUACCUAUAUUUUUUUGGCGUCUUGUUUAAACUAAAGUAUAUUGUAACAGUUGUUGGAAAGUUGCGCCGAAUAACUGUUUAUUUUACACUUAACCGAGGGUAUACAGCUUUUUAAAAGAAACGUAAUUUAAAGUAAUCCAUAAAAAUGAAUUCUAUGUGAACGUUAAGUGAUGAAUUACCGUGGGAAAACCACACGCCUGUCCGAUUAUUGUCCGCUUUUAAACGCCACAAUUCGUCCAGUUUUUAUUUAAUAUAAAUUUUAAUUUUGUAUAAUUUUUAGA